AUGUUCUCAUCACAGUUCGACGAUAAUCCCUUCGCGGAGGAGAUGGAAGCGGAGAAGUCACCAAUACACAAUUCAGAGACUGUCAAGAGUAACACAAGCCCUGCUAACAACAACAACAAUAUUAACAACAACAACAACGAUAGUAGUAGUAGCAAUAAUAAUAAUAAUAAUAAUAAUAAUAAUAAAAAUAUGAAGAAACAAAGAAGUGGUACUAGUAGUAGUAGUAGUAGUGGUGAGGAAGAAGAAAUAGAAGAAGGAGAAGAAGAUAAUAAUACCACUAUGGAGGAUGAACCUCAAUUAAAAGCAGCCCGUCUGGAAUCUCACACCGUGUGUAAUCCUAAUAACGAUAUCCACACAACUACUGCAUAUGAUCACACCGCAGCAGCAGCAGCAGAAGUGAAUCCAAUAGAAACAACAACAACAACAAUAGCCACAGUGCCGUGUAUUGGAUACUCAGUAGAGGAUGAAGAUGAUGCUGAGGAUGAUGGAGUGGAUGAGGAAUCCUUCAAUGUUCAUCUCUCUCGGCUCGCAGAGUUGGAAGCCACAGAGAAACAAUCCACACAUACACACAAAUUUCACAUGACACUUGCAGAAGAAAAGAAUGAAAUACUUCGCGUCUGUGAGAGUCGUCUUCGGGAUGCGGUGAUGAAAUUAGAGCGAAAACGAAAUAAAAAGAUUCAACAAGGAGAAGUAUCUACUACUACUAUUACUAUUACUACUACUACUGGUGCUGCUGUUAGUAGCUCUAAUAAAGAAACAGAAACUCUAGUGGAUGAAGAUAAUGAUAAUAAUGAUGAUCCAACGGAAUUAUUCACAUUGAUGGAAGUGUAUGAUAGUGCUACAGAGUUAGAAAUGCUGGCCAUGCAUGCACGUUCUCUGCAGUAUAUAGAAACAGCUCAGACGGGUGUAAAAGAGAGAAAUCAUCAUAAUAGAAGUUUAUCUGAAUAUGAACAUUGGAUGCCAACAGCACCUCUAGUAGAAAAAGAUAAAAUCGUGCAGGAUUCAUCCAUAGUCAUCACAGAUGAAGAGAAGUUUAAAGAAAUGCAUUCGGCUUUGGAGAAACUCUUACCACAGUUAGAUCCUAAAUUAGCAAAACUUAUACAAAUGUUAAUACAACUCAUACAAGAAUUACAGGAUAAAUUAAAUGCCUUAUGUAGUGUGAAAAAUUCUCUUUCCUCACAUGUGAAUAUAUUAAAUGCGAGAUGGUCUACAUAUGCACUUUGGGGAAUUGAACGUUCUCUUCUCACGGCGGAGGAACAAAUGCACAGUCACUUGGCAUGUGUGCAGCCAACACCGGCGGAGCAGCAGCAAUUCCAUCAACAACGACAACUGCAGAAACAACUUCACCGCACAGAAGUCGCGGUGGCCGCAUUAUUAGCAACAACUGCAGGAGUCCCUCUCCGUACAGUAACACCUGCGGCAUUAAAUCAUGUACUGCAACGAUCUCAACAAUUGGAGGAAUUGAAAGAACAUCUCAGUCGAGAAGUGUUGUACUUGCGAAAACUGCUUCGUGAGAGGUUAACAUCCUCACCCUUGUUUCCAUGGCCAUUCGUAAAUAAUGAGAUGGAAGGGGGUUUGUCUUUUAUCACAGAUGCUGGAACUAGUACAAGUUCAUCUAAUAAUAAUCAUAGUAAUAGUAAUAAUAAUAAUACAACAGAAGAAGGACGAUUAUAUCUUCUUCAGCAUUGUUGUGCAGUACUCGCAAAGCGGUUGAGAAUGGUAACGGAAAAGAUAAUUGGUACAGUCAUGCGAAACUCUACAGCAUGUUCAUCAACAGUUGAGCAGCAGGAACAGUUUGUUGAAUAUGAUGCAAAAGCAAAUGCCCAACAUAGUUCUAUAGUAACAUGUAUGAAGGAGAAUUCUCGACUUCAGCAACAGAUAAAAGAUGCUGCAUUGAUUAAACUUUUUGCUCCUCCCAGUAGUCCAGCUUUAGAGUUAUUAGCUGAGAAACUUCAAAUACUAUCUCGUAGUAAACAUUUAAUAACACCUCGGGAUAGAAAUGAUGAUGAUGUAGAAGGUGAAGAAGAAGAAGAGGAGGGAGGAGAAGGAGGAGAAGAAAGUUAUAACUAUAAUGAAGAAAAUGAAGAAGAAGAAGAUAGUGAUUUACAAAAACCGAUUCUUAGUGUUUUUACGGAGCAAGUCAAGAUACUUGUUCAAUUAUUUAAUGCACAGCUUCAUGGUCUUGAAAAUAUUUUUAAAGAUGAAAAACAACUAUAUAAAGAGAUAGCGAUUCUUCUGCGAAUAUCAAUUGCAGCAGAUCGGCUUCUUCUUGGAAAAGUUGGUGUGUCUUUCCCAACAAAAUCGUCUGAUGAUGUUGCCGCUACGGAUGAUAAUAAUAAUAUUAAUAUUAAUAUUGAUGAUGAUACUGAUUUUACGUUAUUUGAUGCUUGUAAAGAACUGGAUGAAGUACACCUCUCUCUUGGAGCGACCCCAUUUAUUUUACAGGAAUUACCCUCCGUGGAUGAACUCUCUGCUGCUCUUCAGUCCCAAUCUAAUCAACAUAAAAAAGAACUGGCCCAACAGUGCAGUGUGGCUGAGAAAACACAUAAUGAACUGCAGGAGGAUUUAGAUUGGUGUAGACAACAAAGCCCACAAACGGCGACAGCAGAACUCUGCGAAGUUGAGAAAGAACUGCAGCAUUUAAAGAAUUUGUUGGCCCUAACGACUGCGCAUGAGAAGGAAACCCCCGAACUGGAGGCUGAACUGAAGAAAGAGAAGAAACAUUUAGCUGAGCUGCAGCGAGAUAUGUUGGAGCUGCAGGAGGGAAUGAAAGCUGCUGAAGAGGAAUGGUCCCUUAUUAACAAGAGAAAAGAGGAAGAGAAGAAUGCCCAUUCCACGCUGGUUACGGAAAUGCAUGAGGAAAAUAAGAAGGAUGACAAUUCUCAGGAUAAUACGGCCGCUGCUGCUGAUGCUGUUGAUGAUAAUGUUGAUAAUGGUGAAGGUGAUGGUGAUAAUUUUAAUGAUCAAGAUGAAAAUGCGUAG
Molecule: messenger RNA, 2982 nt
Organism: Trypanosoma theileri
Lineage: Eukaryota; Euglenozoa; Kinetoplastea; Trypanosomatida; Trypanosomatidae
Exons: 1
Coding region: 1-2982 (993 amino acids)
Source: RefSeq, a predicted model, not a curated record